This is a messenger RNA of Macadamia integrifolia, 519 nucleotides long. RefSeq lists its product as uncharacterized. The record is from RefSeq and is a predicted model, not a curated record. The coding region runs from base 1 to 519 and encodes 172 amino acids. The transcript has a single exon. NCBI's taxonomy places the organism in Eukaryota, Viridiplantae, Streptophyta, Magnoliopsida, Proteales, Proteaceae.
AUGGGUGAAGAGUUCACUGCAUUACUAUGCAAUGGUACAUGGUCGCUGGUACCUCAUUCUCCCUUUAUGAACCUUAUCAGAUACAAAUGGGUCUUUCAGGUCAAACGACGGGCUGAUGGAUCCCUUGAGUGCUACAAAGCGCUCUCAUUGCCAAAGGCUUUCAUCAACAGCAUGACCUUCAAGAUCCCAUCGGCCUUAGGGGGUGUCUCUAUGCAAGAUCCCACUCUCUAUCGGUCAGUGGUUGGUGCACUACAAUAUGUUACUCUAACUCGCCCUAAUGUUAGCAUUGCGUUGAACAAAGCAUGUCAGUUCAUGCACGCCCCUAUGGAGGAUAAUUGGCAAUUGGUCAAGUGCAUUCUUCGUUAUUUGAAGCACACAUCUACUUCUGAUCUUCUAAUUGAGCGGAUAUCUGAUUCCAGGCUCCAGGCUUUUACUGAUGCUGAUUGGGCUGGGAAAACUGAUGAUCACCGUUCCAUAGCUAGUUAUACCAUAUUCCUUGGUCCAAAUCUUAUUUCCUAG